This is a messenger RNA of Medicago truncatula (barrel medic), 762 nucleotides long. RefSeq lists its product as uncharacterized. The coding region runs from base 1 to 762 and encodes 253 amino acids. The transcript has a single exon. The record is from RefSeq and is a predicted model, not a curated record. Lineage: Eukaryota; Viridiplantae; Streptophyta; Magnoliopsida; Fabales; Fabaceae.
AUGGGUUGCUGUGUGAGCAGUAAUAAAACCUCAACCUCUUCUGUACCAACUAUUCAACCACCAAAACCUACACAAAACAAUGGAACAAGCUUUCAAGUAGAGGAAGAGAAAGUGAAAGAAGUGCUCUUAGAAACACCAAAAUUGAACCCAAAAACCACUAUCAAAUCAAAACCACCAAAGCAACAUCUAAACAUUAAGGCCUUUGACAAGUUCAAAGAAGAACAAAGCAAGGUUAAUCAUAAGAAGACAUUGUCCAUCAACAAAGGCGAUACCUCAGAAACUUGCAGGUUAAGAAAAACCAUGCCAAAACCUACUACAGAAAAAACCGGCAAAAGGGUCACCGGAUCUCCAAUCAAGUUGCUUAAAAAUUGUUCCUUUCCAGGUGAUGUUAGCGACGGAAGAGAUAGAACGUUUCAUAGUUCAAGGAAUUUUGGGUCUGUGAAAAUGGUUCAGUGCAGAGACCAAUUGGGUCGGAAAAUGGUCAACGAGGGAAUGCGUCGCCGGAGAGAUUCCGGCGAGAAUUCUUUCCGACGGUCCCGGUCACCGGCGACGUGUACCGACACCAGCGUUGCUAGACCAGUCGUGGGUCGGAGUCAAUCUGCAAGAAAAACGAGUCGAGCUCCAGUUGCAAGGGACAGAACAACGCUGCCGGAGAAAGGUCGCCGGAAAACAGAGAUGCCGGCCAUGGACGGUAAAAGGUCUCGUGCUAAUGAGUCGCUGGAAAAUCCACUGGUGUCAUUGGAAUGUUUCAUUUUUCUAUAG